AUGACUUACCUCAAUAAUACAGGCAUUCAUCAACUAUCCACAACAAAAAACUCUUAUCAAAACACACUACACUAUUAAAAAAUUCACGUUAAUGUCGCAUGAAACACAAGGUUACGUUAGAAAACUGACAGAUAAAUGGCCUACUAGUGAUGACGUCAUGAUUUCAGUGGAGAGGCCUUGUCUAUAGGUGGUGUUGUGCUACCACAGAUGUAUCUAGGUGUACUAUAGGGGAUAUGAUAGUUUUCCCGCGUUUUUAGUGACACACGACAUAUUAUAGUGCAUUAUAAUUAAUUACAAUUGAAAUCAGUUGAUAUUGUGAAAGAAGAGGGUGAAUUACUGAGGGUUCAAAGCAUUUGCUUAGUGCGCAGACGCAACUUUAUUCCCACACAGCGCAUCACUGGAUUCAACACGCUCCAUGAAAUCGUACCUUUAGUCAGCAGAUGAUAAUUGCAUUCUCCAAAAUAACUCGAGUAUAUUUAGGUAUGUUUGCGAAUAUUUAAUAUGGAUGCAUUUUAAUUACGAAGACCAAUGUGAGCAUUUCAUUAAGAUGUCAACGUUUCUUGGAUUUAUCGAAGAGAUACCAGGCAUAUCAGUCGAUCGAUUUAAUGAAAAGAACUGCGAUUCCUCUAUAUAUUUCCUUAGUCAUUGUCAUACUGAUCAUAUGCAAGGUUUGACCAAUCAAUUUUUUAAACAUUUACAACAAUGUAACAGAUAUCUUUAUUGUAGCGAAAUUAGUAAAACUUUUUUACAAGCUAAGUAUCGUUACACAGACACCUGUGUAAAGCAUAUUGAUAUUGACAAAAAAGAACUUUUAGAAUAUAAAAGCGAUAUGAAUAAAAACGAUAAUGUUGAUGUUCUUUACGUAACGUGUAUUUCUGCUGGCCAUUGUCCUGGCUCUGUAAUGUUUCUCUUUGAAAAAACUGAUAAAUUAAUACUAUAUACUGGAGAUUUUAGACUUGACCCAAGAUCUUAUAAAGAUAUAGUACCGUUACAUUUCCAGAGAAACUUCAAUGAAUUUCCAAGGAAACUUGCACAAAUAUAUUUAGACACAACAUUCUUGGAUCCUAAUUAUACCUUUUUACCAUCUAGGAAAGAAAGUAUCAGAGCGAUAUGUAAAGUUACUACAAAAUGGCUAAAAGAUAACUCCAAGAAUAUUGUUGUUCUAGAAUGUCCUGCUUUGUACGGAUACGAAUCUAUCUAUAUAGAACUAUCGAAAGCGUUGAAUGAAUGUAUUCAUAUUAAAGAUUUUGUUUCUGAGAAUUAUUAUAGUAUCCCACAUUUGGCACGUUACGUUACAAAUGAUCCACAAACACGCAUUCAUGCUUGUACUAAUAAAAAUGAGCGUUCGGGUUUGAAAUGUCGCAGUAUUCCUGAGGAGAAUAUCCUAUUUAUUGUACCAUCUGUAUUACAGUGGGAGAAAAAAGAUGCGAGUGUGAUAGAAGAGUGGAAUAAUGCUAGAGAAAGGACAUAUAAUGUUUGUUUUUCCACUCAUGCUUCUUUUGAUGAACUUAAGAAGUUUAUAUUAUAUUUCAAGCCAGAGAAAAUACAUCCUUGUGUAUGUCCACCAGGUUUUGAACGUAAAAUAUAUUCUUUGCUAAAUGAAAUUCAAAGCAAAAUUGGAAAAGAAAAGAAUGUGGUGCAAAAUUGUGAAAACUAUACAUUGCAAAUCCUUGAACAAGUCGAAGUUACAAAUAAACAGUGGAUUAAGCAUUACUUUCACAAAGUUAAUAAAAACUACUCUUGACAGUAAUGGAUACAUAAAUGCACAUAUAGAUAUUUAUAAUAUUAUAGUAUAUUAUAGUAUUUGAUAAAUAUUUGCUUCUUUAGUCUAAUUUUUUUUGUGGAUCCAAUACUUUUGUAUGAGUUUCACAACCAAACAUUUGUAAGGAUUUUAUAUGGCAUUUAUGACAAAAAAUUUAAAUUUGUAAGUUUUACAUAGUGUGUAU
Messenger RNA from Linepithema humile (Argentine ant), 1946 nucleotides. RefSeq names its product Snm1 (gene Snm1). Gene Ontology annotation, biological process: interstrand cross-link repair; double-strand break repair via nonhomologous end joining; telomere maintenance. Lineage: Eukaryota; Metazoa; Arthropoda; Insecta; Hymenoptera; Formicidae. Gene Ontology annotation, molecular function: 5'-3' DNA exonuclease activity; damaged DNA binding. The record is from RefSeq and is a predicted model, not a curated record.